This is a messenger RNA of Neltuma alba, 1059 nucleotides long. Its product is annotated as metacaspase-3-like. Gene Ontology annotation, molecular function: cysteine-type endopeptidase activity. Gene Ontology annotation, cellular component: cytoplasm. Bases 1 to 1059 code for a protein of 352 amino acids. The record is from RefSeq and is a predicted model, not a curated record. The transcript has 4 exons. Gene Ontology annotation, biological process: proteolysis. Lineage: Eukaryota; Viridiplantae; Streptophyta; Magnoliopsida; Fabales; Fabaceae.
AUGGCAGCCAUCUCACAAAGAUCCUGCUGUGCAUGUGGUGCACCUCCAGGAGUGCCACAUUAUUGCCCAGCCAACAACAACCGGGUCGUCGUCUAUGGGUUUAGAGCCCCGCCGGCUCUGUCUAAUAAACACGGAGCUCCGAACCGUGUGUACCACCAGCAACUGCCCUGCAGGCCAGCCGUGGCGGCAGUGAGGCCGCGGCCACAACCACAGCCACCACUCAUGGGUGGUGAGUGUUACUAUUGCGGCGGUAACAAGAGGGCGUUGUUAUGUGGUAUUACUUAUGGGAGUGGACCUCAUCCACUUGAGGGCUCAGUGAAUGACGUCCUCUUCAUGAAAGAAUUCCUCAUUCAAAACCUAGGAUUUCACCCUCACUCCAUCGUCCUUCUCAGAGACGAUAUGUAUAACAACCCAAAGACAAUCCCGACAAAAGCCAACAUAAUAGAAGCCAUGAGGUUGCUGGUGAGGGGUUGCAGGGAAGGAGACUCCCUGGUGUUUCACUACUCAGGACAUGGAUCCAAUGUGGUGGACGACGACGGCGAUGAGGUCGACGGCUACGACGAAGCAAUAUGCCCUGUGGAUUACGAGAAGGCAGGCAAAAUACUGGACGACACCAUCAACGACAUCCUCGUUAAGCCUCUCCCUCGUGGCACCAAACUUCACGCCAUUAUUGAUUCUUGCAAAAGUGGCACUGUUCUUGAUUUGCCAUUCAUGUGCCGGAUGAACAGGUUACGUGAAUACAUGUGGGAAAAUCAAAUGAGAGGGAGAGGGCAUUGUAAAGGAACAAAUGGAGGGACUGCCAUUUGCAUAUCUGCCUGUGAUGACGAUGGAUCCGCUGGGGAUACCUCGGCAUUUGGAACGGGUGGUGGAGCCUUGACUCACAGUUUCAUCAAAGCCAUGAGAAACCAAUUAGCCACUACUGGUGGAUUGAGUUAUGGACACUUGCUUCACUCAAUGCGAUCCAUAAUCCUCCAAGCUAAGCAACCCUUUGCCUUAAACUCUUAUCACCAACAAUUCCACAUCAACCAUCGCCAGCACUAUUCUAAUGUAAGACCUUAA